ACCAUUUCUCCUUCCACGCUCCUUUUCUCAACCUUCCACCACCGCAGCCAAACCCACACAACAUACCAUGUCGUCCAAACGCCUUGAAACCGCCAAAAAAUACAUCUCCAUGUUCGCCACUCUCGACACAACCCUCCUCUCCUCUGUCCUCGCGGACUCCGCAGCCCACACCUUCGCCCCCGCCUCCCUCGGCAUGAGCCGCGAACCGCUCGACAAAUCCACCUUCGUGCACCACAUUUCGUCUCUGCGCGAGAUCAUGACCGGGUUUCCCGUCUACGCGAAGCAGUACAUCGAAAGCGAGAGCAGCAACUCCGUGGUGGUGUGGGCGACGAGUAAGACGCAGUUUAGGGAGGAUGUUAAAGACGAGGGAGAGGGGGUGGACUGGGACUAUGAGGGCGAGUAUGUGUUUAUGUUUUGGAUGGAUGAGAGUGGGGAGAAGAUUGUGCGGACGGUGGAGUUUUUGGAUAGUUUGAAGACGGAGGGGUUGAGAGGGGUUAUGAAGAGGGCGAGGGCGAACAGGGAGAAGAGAUUGGGAAAGGAGGGGAAGGCAUGAGGAUUGCGAUGCUAAGGGUGAGGUACGUCCUGAGCUCGCUAGGGCGGAGGAAGUCGCAGUGUCGGACUACGUACUGUUGUGUAGCAA
Messenger RNA from Trematosphaeria pertusa, 640 nucleotides. RefSeq lists its product as uncharacterized. The transcript has a single exon. The record is from RefSeq and is a predicted model, not a curated record. Lineage: Eukaryota; Fungi; Ascomycota; Dothideomycetes; Pleosporales; Trematosphaeriaceae. The coding region runs from base 68 to 553 and encodes 161 amino acids.